Messenger RNA from Talaromyces atroroseus, 360 nucleotides. Its product is annotated as 40S ribosomal protein S26E. Gene Ontology annotation, molecular function: structural constituent of ribosome; mRNA binding. The transcript is spliced from 4 exons. Gene Ontology annotation, biological process: translation. The coding region runs from base 1 to 360 and encodes 119 amino acids. Gene Ontology annotation, cellular component: ribosome; cytosolic small ribosomal subunit. The record is from RefSeq and is a predicted model, not a curated record. NCBI's taxonomy places the organism in Eukaryota, Fungi, Ascomycota, Eurotiomycetes, Eurotiales, Trichocomaceae.
AUGGUCAAGAAGAGAGCGUCCAAUGGACGUAACAAGAAGGGCCGUGGUCACGUUAAGCCCAUCCGAUGCUCCAACUGCUCACGAUGCACCCCUAAGGACAAGGCCAUCAAGCGUUUCACCAUCCGCAACAUGGUCGAAUCCGCCGCUAUUCGUGAUAUCUCGGAUGCCUCUGUCUUCACAGACUACGCCGUUCCCAAGAUGUACUUGAAGCUUCAGUACUGCGUCUCCUGCGCCAUUCACGGCAAGAUUGUCCGUGUCCGUUCCCGUGAAGGCCGUCGCAACCGUGCUCCUCCUCCUCGUAUCCGAUACAACAAGGAUGGCAAGAAGCUGAACCCCCAGCAAGCCGCCAAGACCGCAUAA